UUGACUUCCUCUGCGGGGAGAGGUUGGGAGGCUGGGCCCCCAAAGGGACCAUUGGCUGUCCCCUUCCUCUGGGCAGGGGACAGAACGGCGCAGGCCCCGGGAGCAGCACUGACUUCCUCUUGUCCCGGAAUGAGCAUGCCUGCCCUUUGCAGGCAGGUUUCGGUCUCUCACGAAGAGGAAACCAAAAGCGGUGAGAGAGAGGGCAGGCAGAGCGACCAAUCAAGGGAAGGUUGAGGCACAAAACCAGUGGCUCCCACGGAGCCGGCAGAGCCGGGGCGAUGGCAGAGCUGCAGCAGCUGCAGGAGUUCGAGAUCCCCACGGGCCGGGAGGCUCUGCGGGGCAACCACAGCGCCCUGUUGCGAGUCGCCGAUUACUGCGAAGACAACUACGCACAGGCCACAGACAAGCGGAAGGCACUGGAGGAGACCAUGGCCUUUACCACCCAGGCGCUGGCCAGCGUGGCCUACCAGGUGGGCAACCUGGCCGGGAACACCCUGCGCAUGUUGGACCUGCAGGCAGUCGCUCUGCGACAGGUGGAAGCCCGUGUAAGCACACUGGGCCAGAUGGUGAACAUGCAUAUGGAGAAGGUGGCCCGGCGGGAGAUCGGCACCUUAGCCACUGUCCAGCGGCUGCACCCCAGCCAGAAAGUCAUCGCCCCCGAGAGCCUACCUCCCCUGACGCCCUACUUCAGGAAACCCCUCAACUUCGGUUGCCUGGAUGACAUUGGCCAUGGGAUCAAGGACCUGAGCACGCAGCUGUCGAGGACCGGGACCCUGUCUCGAAAGAGCAUCAAGGCGCCCGCCACACCCACCUCUGCGACUCUGGGGCGCGCGCCCAGGAUCCCGGAGCCCGUGCAGCUCCCCGUGGUGCCCGACGGCAAACUCUCCGCCGCCUCUUCUGCCUCGUCCCUGGCCUCGGCGGGCAGCGCCGAAGGUGUCGGUGGGGCCUCCACGGCCAAGGGGCAGGCAGCACCCCCGCCCCCUCCUCUUCCCAGCUCCAUGGCCCCACCCCCUCCGCCAGCCUCGGACAUCGACCUGCUGCCCCCUCCGCUGGAGAGAACUGUCCCUGCCCCCUCCAGGCACCUUUCUGGGCCUGAAGGACCCCAGGUCCCACCACCAGGGUUCCCAUGUCCACCCCAGAUGCAUUCUGGGCCUACUGUCAACUCCCCCCUCCCCUAUUUCCUGGGCUUGGGAGAAGGCACCUCUUGCCCCACGGCUUGCACCCUUCUCCCCUACGUGCUCCCCAGAAUCAUGCAGGCCCCUGUAUCGCCAUGGCUGGGCAGGAGGCACUUCUCAUGGCGCCCUCUCCUCCGCCCUGCAGUGGUGACACUGUACCCGUACACUGGCCAGAAGGACAAUGAGCUCUCCUUCUCCGAGGGCACCGUCAUCUGCAUCACCCGCCGCCACUCCGAUGGCUGGUGUGAGGGUGUCACCUCGGAGGGGACCGGGUUCUUCCCGGGUAACUACGUGGCGCCCAGCUGCUGACAGACGGCCUGGGGCUCUUCUCUGCGUGAACCUCGAGGCCCAGGCAAAAGCCAGUUCCAAGAUCAAGCAAGACUGGACUAGAGGAGGUACCCAGAGGUCUGCUGCAGACCGGGAAGAACUGGAAGCCGAGGAGCUGUCCACACAGAGGGACCCCUAUCCCAUGGAGGGUGGGGUCUCCAGCUGCAAGUGGCAACUUUGAAUAAAACUCUGAUGAACUCCUGA
Myotis lucifugus (little brown bat) is the source of this 1706-nucleotide messenger RNA. RefSeq names its product ABI family member 3 (gene ABI3). Gene Ontology annotation, biological process: regulation of cell migration. Gene Ontology annotation, molecular function: SH3 domain binding. Bases 279 to 1484 code for a protein of 401 amino acids. The record is from RefSeq and is a predicted model, not a curated record. The transcript has 8 exons. Gene Ontology annotation, cellular component: lamellipodium. Lineage: Eukaryota; Metazoa; Chordata; Mammalia; Chiroptera; Vespertilionidae.